Schistosoma mattheei is the source of this 1065-nucleotide messenger RNA. NCBI's taxonomy places the organism in Eukaryota, Metazoa, Platyhelminthes, Trematoda, Strigeidida, Schistosomatidae. The record is from the annotation of a GenBank genome assembly.
AUGGACAUCAAGGUUAACAUCGAUGGAGUACUCAGAGAAGUGUGUGGGAUUAAUGAAGGAACAACAUGUGAAGAAGUGAUUUUUAAGCUUGCACAGAUUGCCAGUUUGCCUGGAUUCUAUACUCUGGUUGCCAGCUGCAGAGAUAAAGAAAUUACACUAUCUCCAGAGGAGAAAAUUAUAAAUUUCAUUAAAGAAACUAAAGAAAAUCCAUCUAACAUAUGUUUUAUUCUUCGUCGAUUGGAGGCUGUAUCUCCUUUCUCUCCGAAAAUCCCCAAAGCGUAUCCUCCUAUUCCCAAUCAUCAACCGACAAGUCGUCCUCAUCAGCCCUCUCGUAGUUCAUCACGACGUUCUAAUGUUCCAGUGACAUCUGAAAAUAAAGAAUUAUAUUCCUCUACUUCAUCAUCCUUACCGAUUCCAGCUCAGCAAUAUGCUAGCUCUGCAAAGCAAUCAAGAAUUUAUCGUUGUGAUCCUAGUCAUGAACUAAUUCAUUCUACCUUAGUAACCAGUGCUGCUGGUGAAGAAAAAUCAUAUCACGAUGUUGAUCAAUAUAAUCAACUUAAAGAUCAAUUGGCAUAUCAAGAACAACAAGUUGAACUCAAUCGGAUACGGUUGCUUCGAUUAGACAAGGAAAUCAAUCAUUUAGAACAGUCAGCCCGAUUUGGUGGUAAUAACAACAAUAGUAAUAAAGAUGGUUAUUCUACGUUGGAUUUAUUAAGUGGAUCGGCUGUUGGUCCUGUGGCAGAAUUGGCCCAACUAGCAGCUACACCAUGGUCACAAUUAUUAGAUACAAAUCGUGCCAGACAACGUGAAUUAUUAUCAGAAUGUGAACGGCAUAAAAUUGCUAUCGACCAAGUGGAUACUCAUUUAGCUAAAACAAAAAUGAAUUUAUCUCAACUAGAAAAUCAAAUCAGUCAAGAGUUAAAUCAAUUGCUCAAUGAAUUGGAAGGAUAUAAUCAACAUAGAAGGUUACUACUGAAAUCAGCCGGAAGUAGUAGCUCACAACCUCGUCCUAGAACAACUAUCAAUAAUCCAUCAGAGGUGGCAAGCGAUGGUGUUGCUGUAUAA